UGAUGCCUGAGUGAAUAACAGCAAAUAAUUGGCUGAGGUCUGUGCUUUGAUCUUUGUGGAAAAUAUACAUCUAAAUAUGCAGAAUUGUAGUAUUAACAGGGAAUGGUGUGUGGGAGGAACAGGAAGUCUGAUAAGAUUUGAUCUCUGAUCUCUUCAUGUAUAAAGCUGCUCCCGCUGCAGGUCCACUACUUCACUGGGUCAAAACCAUGGCGUUCUGCAGACUCCUGCCUCUGCUGGUUCUGAUCCACAACACUGGAGAUCUGCUCGGAGCCGAGGUGAGGAGCGGCAUCGUCGGGGGACAGGACGCGAAGAGGGGCCACUGGCCGUGGAUGGCCCACCUCAACAUCACCGCUGAUGGCAGGACCAGGUGGCGCUGCGGGGGAACCAUCCUCGGCCGUCAGUGGGUGCUCACUGCGGCCAGCUGCUGGGACAGGCAUCCAAAGCCCAAAGAGACUCGAUCCAUGGUUUGGGUCGGCUCUCAUGCCCUGCAGGAAGCGUCCGCCCGCUACAUGGGCAUCCUGUAUUUCAUCAGCCACCCUCAGUACCGAAACCUGGGCAACAGGUAUCUUAAUGACAUCGCCCUGAUCAAGCUGAAGAAGCCGCUGACGUUCUCCGACAACGUGAAGCCGGUGAGUCUGCCCGCGGCCGACGACGCGUUCAGCCCCUCGUCCGACUGCUGGAUCGCCGGCUGGGGAAACGUCGGUACCAACGUUAAACUGCAGGACCCAGAAACCCUGCAGCAGCUGAAGAUCAGCGUGGUGCCUCAGGCCGCGUGUAAGCGGCAGCAUCCUGAGGUGACCGCCGACAUGCUGUGCGCAGGCGGCGACGACGGCAAGGGCGCCUGCGAAGGAGACUACGGCGGCCCCCUGGUGUGCCGCUCCGCCCGCGGCCUCGUGCAGGUGGGCAUCGCGAGCUACGGAAGCCCGCAGGGCUGCGGCGUCCGCGGCCGCGCCGGCGUCUACACGCAGGUGUCCAAGUACCUGAGCUUCAUCGACUACAUCCACCACGGCGAAGCCCCCGACGAGGCCUGAACGCGGUGGAGACGGCGUUCCUCCUGCUGAGCUUUAGAACAGGGAAAUCUGCUUCGCAUGAAAUCGCAUUGUUCAAUUUGAUUAUUUGCUAUUAAAGCUUUGAAGCAUUCAUUCAUUCA
Betta splendens (Siamese fighting fish) is the source of this 1150-nucleotide messenger RNA. RefSeq names its product tryptase-2-like. Gene Ontology annotation, biological process: proteolysis. The transcript has 5 exons. Bases 156 to 1031 code for a protein of 291 amino acids. Gene Ontology annotation, molecular function: serine-type endopeptidase activity. The record is from RefSeq and is a predicted model, not a curated record. Lineage: Eukaryota; Metazoa; Chordata; Actinopteri; Anabantiformes; Osphronemidae.